Sphaeramia orbicularis (orbiculate cardinalfish) is the source of this 3462-nucleotide messenger RNA. RefSeq names its product glutamate receptor, ionotropic, kainate 1a (gene grik1a). The record is from RefSeq and is a predicted model, not a curated record. Bases 321 to 3059 code for a protein of 912 amino acids. Gene Ontology annotation, molecular function: ligand-gated monoatomic ion channel activity; signaling receptor activity. Gene Ontology annotation, cellular component: membrane. NCBI's taxonomy places the organism in Eukaryota, Metazoa, Chordata, Actinopteri, Kurtiformes, Apogonidae. Gene Ontology annotation, biological process: monoatomic ion transport. The transcript is spliced from 17 exons.
AAAGCUCCUGCAGUUUUGGAUGCGCACCGACUAGUGAAGUGGACGCGUUAACUCCUAGUGACUGCUUCCCUGUGCACACUUCUGCAAAGGGAUGGAACUGGAUUAAUGUGGUGCAGAAAAGUUGGGCUCUAUAUACUUGCUGGCGUGUUUCUUUGAUGCGUCGGAGUGAUGCAGAGUAAAAAGGACCGGGUUGGGAGUAACUUGGGUUGCGCGCUAGGUUGGCACCUCAGGUAGUUCGGCGCCUGGAUAAAGGUUGUUGUUUUUUUUUUUUGUCCUUCUGACAUGGUGAUACCACUCUUGGUGAGUUCGCCUGGAGCAUUAUGGAGAAAAGAAAUAGACUUUUCAGUUGUCUUCUCCUUAUGGUUCAGCUCUGUCUGAGCUCAUCACAAGUCCUCAGAAUCGGUGGAAUCUUUGAGACCCGAGAGAGCGAGCUGGUGAGCAUGGACGAGCUGGCUUUCAAGUUUGCUGUGAACAACAUAAACCGCAACAAGACCCUGAUGCCCAACACCACUCUCACCUAUGACAUUCAGAGGAUCAACCUCUUUGAUGGCUUUGAGGCUUCCAGGAGAGUGUGUGACCAGCUGGCUCUAGGCGUGGUUGCUGUGUUCGGCCCAUCACACAGCUCCUCCGUCAGCGCUGUUCAGUCUAUUUGUAACGCUCUGGAGGUCCCUCACAUCCAAACCCGCUGGAAACACCCAUCGGUGGACAACAAAGACACUUUCUUUAUCAAUCUGUAUCCUGAGUACACAGCCAUCGCAAGGGCCAUUCUGGAUGUGGUUACGUUUUUCAAGUGGAGGAAGCUGACAGUGGUCUAUGAGGACAGCACAGGUCUGAUGCGGAUGCAGGAGCUGAUCAAGGCUCCAGCAAAGUUCAACCUGAAAAUCAAAAUCCGCCAGCUGACCCCAGGUAAUCAAGAUGCCCGACCACUGCUGAAAGAACUGAAGAAAGACAAGGAGUUUUUCAUUAUCUUUGACUGCUCAUACCGCAUGGCUGCUGAACUCCUCAAGCAGCUUUCCUCAAUGGGAAUGAUGACAGAGUACUACCAUUUCUUCUUCACAACUUUGGAUUUGUUUGCCUUGGAUCUGGAGCCGUAUCGCUACAGUGGGGUCAACAUGACGGGCUUUAGGCUGCUGAAUAUAGAUGACCCAUGGGUAGCCUCCACUAUGGACAAAUGGGCCAUGGAAAGAUUACAAGGUCCCAAACAGGAGAGCGGACUGAUGGAUGGGGUCAUGACUACAGAUGCGGCCUUAAUGUAUGAUGCGGUUUUCAUGGUUGCUGUUGCAUCUCAGCGGGCUACUCAGAUGACCGUCAGCUCUCUGCAGUGUCACCGCCACAAACCAUGGCGCUUCGGCCCACGUUUCAUGAACCUUUUCAAAGAGGCACAGUGGGAUGGACUGACAGGCCACAUUGUUCUUAAUAAGACAGAUGGCCUGAGGAGAGACUUUGAUUUGGACAUCAUCAGCCUCAAAGAGGACGGCACUGCCAGGGGUAUUGUGGAGGCUGGAAGUCGGCUCACGAAAAGGUGGAUCAAGAUUGCCGUCUGGAACUCUUACAGAGGAAUGAACCUGACGGAGAAGUCCAUCCGAGACAAGAAUAACAAUGUGACAGAUUCGCUCGCUAACAGGACUCUUAUUGUCACCACGAUACUGGAAAAUCCAUAUGUGAUGUACAGAAAGUCAGACAAGGAGCUGGUUGGAAAUGAUCGCUUCGAAGGCUACUGUCUGGAUCUUCUGAAGGAGCUCUCUAACAUCUUGGGUUUCACCUAUGAAGUCAGACUGGUGGGUGAUGGGAAAUAUGGAGCCCAGAAUGACAAAGGAGAGUGGAACGGGAUGGUCCGUGAGCUGAUUGAUCAUGUAGCAGACCUGGCUGUGGCUCCACUGACCAUCACCUACGUCAGGGAGAAAGUGAUAGACUUUUCCAAGCCCUUCAUGACUUUAGGCAUCAGCAUCCUCUACCGCAAACCUAAUGGCACCAACCCAGGCGUGUUUUCCUUCCUUAAUCCCCUGUCUCCGGACAUCUGGAUGUAUGUGCUACUGGCCUGCACAGGGGUCAGCUGUGUGCUCUUUGUGAUUGCCAGAUUUACUCCAUAUGAGUGGUACAACCCACAUCCAUGCAACCCGUCCUCCACUUUAAUACAGAACAACUUCACUUUACUCAACAGUUUCUGGUUUGGCGUUGGUGCUCUCAUGCGGCAAGGAUCAGAGCUGAUGCCUAAGGCUCUGUCCACUCGUAUAGUCGGUGGAAUCUGGUGGUUCUUCACUUUAAUUAUCAUCUCCUCGUACACGGCCAACUUGGCUGCUUUCCUUACCGUGGAACGAAUGGACGCGCCCAUCGACUCGGCUGACGACCUAGCGAAGCAGACGAGGAUUGAAUACGGGGCAGUGAGGGACGGAUCCACUAUGACCUUCUUCAAGAAAUCAAAGAUUUCCACCUAUGAGAAAAUGUGGGCGUUCAUGAGCAGCAGGAAGAACACUGCGCUGGUUAAGAACAAUCGGGAAGGUAUUACUAGGGUGCUGACGACAGACUACGCCAUGCUGAUGGAGUCUACGAGCAUAGAGUACAUCAGCCAAAGAAACUGCAACCUCACACAGAUCGGAGGUCUCAUAGACUCCAAAGGCUACGGGGUGGGAACUCCUAUAGGUUCUCCAUACAGAGAUAAAGUGACCAUCGCCAUCCUUCAGCUGCAGGAGGAAGGCAAGCUGCACAUGAUGAAAGAGAAGUGGUGGAGAGGUAACGGCUGUCCGGAGGAGGACAACAAAGAGGCCAAUGCUCUAGGUGUGGAAAACAUUGGCGGCAUCUUCAUUGUCCUGGCUGCUGGUCUGGUGCUUUCUGUCUUUGUGGCUAUCGGCGAGUUCAUCUACAAAGCCCGCAGGAAUGCCGACAUAGAGGAGUGCAUGUCAUUUAGCGCCAUGAUGGAAGAGUUGGGUAUCUCCCUGCAGUGUUAUAAAGACACCAGGAGGAGGUCGCGACCCCACAGUGCAACGAGUUCAGCGUGCAUGUUCUGUCAACCCAAACGUACGACAAAGAGGGAGGAAGUGACACGCGACUCCAGCAUUUGAGCCUUGGGUUAAAAGACUGGUGGGACUGGAAUCAGUGACUGCUGUUUGAUCACUUCCUCAGAUUAAUUUGUGUGCUGCCGUAUGAUGCAAAUCUGUCUCCUCAUUACCUUUGUCAGAAUGUUUAAAUGUGUGGAUAAUUCACUUAGUAUAAGAAUUAUACUGUAGUUGUAGUCAAUUAAGUCUUAGCCUUGUAUCAACAUUAAUAAUCUAAUGUUUAAACAGGUGAUGACUAUGGAAAUGGAAGCUCUCUCAUGUUAACCCUUGCUGUUCCCUCAUGGCUGUAGUUUACUAUUCUGAGCAGUUUAACAGUCCAGUCUGAACUCUUUGUAGAUAUUCCCAUUGUGUAAUUUAAUGACAAUGUCAUUGGUUUUCAGAGUAAAAUAACUUUUGCAUUUUUUUAAAA